GCCAUGAUUAAGCUAGAUGAACAGAAAAUGGAGGAUUGUUAAGGGUGGUUUACAUACAGUGCUACUGUAAAUACAAUGUUAAAAUGUAUAUGUGUGCAAUUGCUCAACAAUGUAAAACACUGUUUCAAUUCCACAUAACGACCAGCUUGAAUAUAGCUACCAAUACAGCCUUCAAGUGACCCUGGUAAACUAGCUGACAGCGAUGUCCCCCCCGGAUAUUAUGAUGAUGACCGAAGCUUUUGUCGAAGCCGCUAGCUAGCUAACUAGUCGACAUUCAAUACGCAUUGAACUUGCAAGCUAAUUAUUACUGUAAGAUACUGACAUCAAGGGCACAUAAAAACGUCGGAUUUGGACCUUUGCCUAGAGAGGUAUGGCACGGAUUUGAUGCGAGAAGUACUGGGUAUGGCUGAAGGGAUUGACAUUGGCGCAAUGCCCUCCUAUGACCUGGUUCCAAGUGCUGAAGCAAAAAAGAGACCCAAUUCAUCAGAUGGCAGAGAAGAACCAAUGAGGAAAAUGCCAGUGUCCAAAUUUGGUUCCCGACCACGGUUUGAACCUGUUCACUUUGUUAGUGGUGGUAGCAGCGGCGGGUCUGGUAAUGAUGAGAAGGAGAAUGACAAGGAACGCCGGAGGAGUGAAGUGAACAAUAUGAGACAGCACGUCUCAGACUCUGACCAUAUGUCUUAUGGCAGUCACCGAGCUCAGGGCUCCUAUGCAGCCAGACCAGCAUUUGACAGAGUAUCAUCAUAUGGUUCUUUUUCUGACUCUUGGAGGGACAGAGAUCGAGACAGAGAGAGAGACAUACCCUCAGGUAGCAUGGUUGGUUUAGGUUAUGGGGGCAGAGGAUCCACCUCAAAUUACAUGGCAAAAGUGCAGCUGGACUAUUCGGCCAGAUACGAGGCCCACAGCAGUAGGCAGAUGGACUCAUACUCUCAGCCCCCAAGGUUUGAUGGAUAUGGAGGGGGCAGUCGAUCCGGAGGUUGGGGGGACAUGGGACGCCAAGGCCUUGGCUUUGGGCAUCAGGACAGACCUUCAUCCAGCAGGCCAUUCAGCAGAGUCUACAGCAGCCCAGGAAGGAACAGCCCGUCUUCUGUUUCUGGGUCUUCUUCACAACCCGUUUCCAUAUCUCAAGCCGUUCUGGAUGAAAAGCAGAGGCUGAUCAAUAGCGUAGCGUCCGCCAUAGCCGUCACUCUACGUGACCCUGCGUUCAUGUGCGGUGCUGAAUCUCCCAACUACAAUUUCAUGCUGAGCCGGAGCAUCCAGGCCUGUAAGACCAACCCAGAGUACAUCUACGUAAACCUCAAGGAUAUCCCUCCUGCAGACCUUCCCAAGAACAGGAAAGUACCAACAGAUGGGUACGCCUGCGAGCUGAGAUGCCAGUGUGUUUACCUCGCUACCGGAUACUCUGGCAGCAAAAACGGGGCACGGGACCGUGCAUCAGAGCAGGCUAUUAAGCUUUUCUUGAAACCAGUGGAGGUCCGUGCCGUGCAGCGCAAAUUCCGACACUCCUUUGUCAAUGAUAUCGUGGUCUGCCAGAUGCAUUGCCCGACCCCAGAGUUUCUACCAGCACUGCGCAACCCAGAGGAUAAGCCAACUCCUAGCUCCAAGGGUCAGUACGAGCCAGACAAACGCAAGCACUGGACAGAGUUUGUGGUGGUCGACAAUGCCCACGAUGCCAUCUGUAUCCUCAACAACUCUGCCGCAUACAACCGCAUGAAAAUCGACUACAAGUUUGAUGUGGUGCCCAACAGUAGUGCGUGGCAAUGUAGUGUCUAUCUGCAGGAUGAGCUGGUGGCACAGGCCAAGGGAAGUAAGAAAACGUCCAAACACAUAGCUGCCGAAGAGGCGGUUAGGAAACUGCGUAUGAACCAGGCGGCCCGACAGCAGCAACAACAACCGCAGCAGUUCACCAGAGGGAACCAUCACCCUGACCCAUCAGGUGGGCGUUUCGGGCAGCAGGGCGGCAGGAAGAAGCACUUGAGCGAAUUGGUUAUCCUGGAGAACUCGGACAAUGCCAUCUGCAUCAUCAAUGACACCGCCCAAUUCAACAAGGUGGCGGCAGAUUACAAGUUCACCGUGCUACCGGACCACCGCUGGAGGUGCGAGGUGUACCUCGAAGGCCAGUACGUAGCGGCGGGCAUCGGACCCAAGAAGACAGUGAAGCACAUUGCCGCAGAGGAGGCCCUGGCCACCCUCCGGCAGACCCAGGCUGUUGUAAAAUCCAACCUUAGGAAGGAGGGAAACGCUGAUGCUCUCUCCCGCCAUCAGAUUCUGAGUCGUUCAGGGGAGGAGGCGUCGAGACAAGAGAUUAAGGAGGACAACAUUGGGAAUCAGCUGCUACGCAAGAUGGGCUGGAAAGGAGGUGGAUUGGGCCGGGAAGGAGAGGGCAUAUCGGAACCUAUAAAGGUGAAAGAGCAGUUCUCAAGAGAAGGAUUGGGUAUGGACAUGGACAAGUCUGGCAACCAGCUCACCAAACGGAACAUCGAGGACAUCAUCCGCAACUAUGCCAGUUCAGACCGUCAGGAUGACCUGCGCUUCUCUACCGAACUUAACAAUGAUGAGCGCAAGCAAAUACACCAGAUAUCCCAGAAGUAUGGCCUGCGAAGUAAGUCUUAUGGGCAGGGCAGGUUACGCUUUCUCAUUGUCAGCCGCAAAGUUCAUAAAGACCAGCUCAUUGGCCAGCUCUUGCAAGAAGGGCAAGUGGGACGCUACGAGCUGGUAAAACCUCAGGCGUCACACUAACUGGAUGUGGCAUACAAUGACUGAUACUAAAGAACAAGUAACACACCAGAUCUAGAAGAGUUAUGUACUUUUGUGUGUAAGGGUGGGGGGUUAAAUGUCUAAUACUUCAAUCUUUUAGGCUUGACUUUUGGGGAAACGUCAGUUUCUGCAUUCCUUUUCCUGAAAGGAAAGUUCAAGCUUAAUUCUUCCGUCAGCUGGAGCUUUUGAAUACAGUUGCAUAUUUUCUGGCAUCAUUGUUUUUAAGCUUUUUCUUGUCACCCAUUCCACUAUUUUGUGUCUUGUCAGCUUCACAUUUGCACAAUAUGCUAGUCUUGAAGUGCUUUGUGCUGUUACAUUAGAGUUCUGUAUUUGGACAGAAAUGCUUUUGCAAAUGUUUUUUUAUGGCUACAGAAAUUGCCCGAACCAGCAGAAUGCCUGCCAUUUUACAUUCUCACCUUCACAUUCAUCAGUAGUAUUGUCUAUCUGGAUGGCAUCACCUCAGGUGAUGAAAGGUGUGAAGAGGCAACACCUGUAACUAUUUGCUGACAUUGCCACAUCCAUGCCAUAAUAAUGGCACUGUUGUACCUUUCCGGAUUGUUUGAAAUGAUCAGUUGCUUCCAUUAAUUGUUAUUUGAACUGUCACAUGGUAAAUGCGUAAGCAGUGGUCUCUGAAAUGUCAGAUACAUCGAUGUGAAUACACUUGUCUGCUUGUUUUCACAGCUGUAAUAAUGAUCAAUAAAUUAAGUCUGGUAAUUGAGUCUUGA
Esox lucius (northern pike) is the source of this 3482-nucleotide messenger RNA. It is a transcript of the gene nkrf, whose product is annotated as NFKB repressing factor. Lineage: Eukaryota; Metazoa; Chordata; Actinopteri; Esociformes; Esocidae. The record is from RefSeq and is a predicted model, not a curated record. Bases 385 to 2739 code for a protein of 784 amino acids. Gene Ontology annotation, molecular function: nucleic acid binding. The transcript is spliced from 3 exons. Gene Ontology annotation, cellular component: nucleolus; nucleoplasm.